CGAGCUGCAGCUCCAGCUCUCGUGUCCGUCACGUACCCGCAGACAUCAGCCAGGAAACCUCGUGCCACCAAGAGAAAAAUGGCGUUCCGCAGAACCAUUGCUCGGAGCAUAUGGGCAGCCAAGAACGCGGCCACCUGUGCCGCGGCCGUGCCCAAGCCGCCGCCUCCCAUCCGCCCGGCGAGGCAGACCCUGCCGGCGGUGGAGGACUGCCCCACGCUCGCAUUCCUGCGCCCGCGCCCGGUCACCGCCCGCUACUCCACCGUGUCCGUCCCGCUCCCGCACCAUUGCUUCCCCGCCUUCCCCGUCGGCGACCAGCUGUUCAGCCGCCUCGUCGACGGGCUCACGCCGCCGCCUGCGGCCGUGGCGUGGAGGCCCGUGGAGACGGGCGUGACGCUGCAGGAGGCCAUGAAGGUGGCGAGGGCGGCGGAGAUGGAGGCGGCGCGCGCCACGCUGAGGGCCAACCCCCAGAGCGUCGUGUCCAGGUCCGAGUACGCGGCGCUCUGCGUCGACAUUGCGGGCGGCGCGGAGGGCGGGCGCAGGCUCGCCGCGGCGCUCGACGAGUCCGGGGUCGUCAUCGUCCUCGCCGACGCCGUCUUCCUCCGCCCAGACCAGGUCGCGAAGGCGAUCGGGAGCAUGCUGCCGGCGCCGUCCGCGGCCGGCGACGACGACGCCGAGGAGCUGCGCGCGCUGGAGCGGCAGAAGGCCGCCAUCGACGCCAAGGCGUCGGCGCAGGUGCGGCGCGAGCUGUGGUGCGGGCUGGGCCUGCUGGCGGCGCAGACGCUGGGGUUCAUGCGGCUCACGUUCUGGGAGCUGUCGUGGGACGUGAUGGAGCCCGUGUGCUUCUACGUCACGUCCAUCUACUUCAUGUCCGGCUACACCUUCUUCAUGCGGACGGCCACGGAGCCGUCCUUCGAGGGCUUCUACCGGAGCCGCUUCGCGUCCAGGCAGCGCCGCCUCAUGCGUGCCCGCAACUUCGACGUCGCCCGGUACAACGCUCUCAAGCAAGGGGAGCGGCGCGGCGGCUCCGGCUCUGCGGAUCACGGCGACUGCGACGCCGACGUGUUUAGGCACGCCACGCACGCACAUCAGUAGCGUCCUUCUUCCAGGGAACUCUGGAGAUACAGGCUAACUAGUUUGAGACGUAGUAACAAAAAAAUGAAAAAAACGGAGUAGUUUGAGACGUGUAGGUUGUAGAGUCCAGUGCUUAUCUGGACUCACCGAUUGAUGGUCCAUGGCACAAAAAAUUCACCGAUGUCUGAGCUUGUUUGUAACUUGUACUAGUAAUUGUAAAAUUCACCAUUUUUAUCGUGAAAACUGGAUCGAACAUUUUUAA
Messenger RNA from Hordeum vulgare subsp. vulgare (domesticated barley), 1333 nucleotides. Its product is annotated as calcium uniporter protein 4, mitochondrial-like. NCBI's taxonomy places the organism in Eukaryota, Viridiplantae, Streptophyta, Magnoliopsida, Poales, Poaceae. The record is from RefSeq and is a predicted model, not a curated record. Gene Ontology annotation, cellular component: mitochondrial inner membrane; uniplex complex. Gene Ontology annotation, biological process: calcium import into the mitochondrion; mitochondrial calcium ion homeostasis. The coding region runs from base 79 to 1092 and encodes 337 amino acids. Gene Ontology annotation, molecular function: uniporter activity; calcium channel activity. The transcript has a single exon.